This is a messenger RNA of [Candida] anglica, 2466 nucleotides long. The record is from the annotation of a GenBank genome assembly. Lineage: Eukaryota; Fungi; Ascomycota; Pichiomycetes; Serinales; Debaryomycetaceae.
AUGACUAGUUUCUUGCAAAGGGUGGAGAAUCAACUGAUCUUCCAAUCCUUGGUGGAGACAAAGAGCCAAAUCGCUCCUAGGGAGCGCACGGCUAGCGCAAAGACAAGUGGUGCUGGAAAGCAGGGACCACCACUGGUUGCAUCGAAUGUACUCGCAUGUAGAAACAACACAGACUUGUUCUACGUCAGGAAGAACAUCGUGAGAUGCAGUUCAGUCAACAGCAAGACGUCAAACUACCGCAUCCUCCGGAACGACGGCGUUAUUACGUUCAUGCCGCGCGCCUUGUCGUUGAAUCUGCUGGGCACCCAUUUGGCUGUGGUGGGAGACGAGAACAUUAUUGUGUACACUUUGCCCGCCAAUAUCAGCAGUCUGGAGGAGGCCGUGUUGCCCGUCAGGAGCGUCACUUUGGGGCUUUUUGGCAAGAUCGCCGGUCAAGUAGCACAGGUGUUGUGGCAGCCUUGCACCGCCAACGACGUCACUCUCGUCGUGUUGACCAAACAGGGGAAGGUCCUCUUGUACGACUUGAGGAUUCUGUAUUUGUCCCCACAGCUUGAGAUUGACUUGAAGAAAGAAAUAGGUACUGGAGCCGACGUGGUGGCCAUUUCCUUUGGCUCCGACUUGGUGCUCUCUGGGUGUCUUCUGUUGUAUUGUUUGACGUCCCUGGGGAACACCUACUGUGUCUAUCCGUUCCAGCAUCGCGCUGGGAAGUUGGCCGUCAGUAAGGAGCAAGUUGUAGCACUCUAUAACGAGACCAAGGUGCUUGUGGAGCACGUGGAGGGCCUUUUGGCUGGUGUUGAGGACGGUGAAGUAGGCGGCGCAAUCGGCGCCAACACCCCAUUGAAAUUGGCCUGCAGACGCCAAUAUGAGUACGUCGACGACUUGUACCGCCAAGUGACCGGCUCGUUGGCUCCUAGAUUUGAUACCGUGGCGGUAGACAAAUAUGUAGUGGAGCAACGCAAGAUCCCGGAAGUGGGCACGGUCGAUGUCCAAGGUCCUUUGAGUAAGCCACCACCAGCUGCUGCUGGUACCACCUCUACGGCCAGGGCAACUUCCUUGGCCUAUGUCGGGUCCAAUCGCGAGUUCCUGGCCCUUGUCUCCUCGUUUGAAGACGGGACAGUUGCCUAUUCGGCACAACUCAAACCCUUGGUGAUGAAAUGGACCGUGCCCUCAGAUGGCCCUGUCCCCGUAGCAAUUGCCAAGGCCACUGGCUCUGACCUGGUCUCUGCUUACAAGACGCCAAUACGUGGGUUUGGAUACGUUGAAGACCGUGACGAGGAAGACUCGGUAGAAUACGACUCGUACUUACGAGAACUAUCCCUUUGGAAAGAUGAAUUCCGCAAACUCAGUUGCUUGGCCCGUGAUAGAAUCGGCCGGGGUAACCCUGCAUCUGUUGUUGGCUUGGUUGGACGUCCAUACGAGUUCAUCGUCAAGCUUGGAGAUGAUUUGGUGUUUGUCAAUGUUCAACAAUGGAUCGAAGAUCUUUUACAAGGGGUAAGACCAAAAGAUGACGCAGUGAUAUACAAAUGGGUCCAUGAUUCGAGUGCCAAAGGUGGUAAGUUGGAUGGCUUUGUGGUGCUUGAAGACACCCUCACCGACGAGGGAAGUCUCUUGGUGGGUGUAGGCAAUGAAAAAUUGUACACCAACGAGGUUAGCAACAGGAAAGAGGUGAAGAAAUCUGUGAAAUCGAUAGAAGGGGAAAGCUUGGCCCUUGUGAAACCAGUUUCGGAGCUUGUUAGAUCUCCCUUUGAGGAACUUCAUGUCCUUUUACAAGAGAGCUCACACCAUUUAGACGUGGAAUCCAUCAAGAAAUUGAUAUCUGGAUCCGCAGUCAACUUCAAAAAGCCCAUAGAUUCCACUGACCCAGACACUUUGAAUUCGGUUCAUGAGUUGUCGGUGGGGACCAUUGGCCAUGUUACCGCACUCACAGAAUUUGCAUUUAGUCUUAAGCUGCGUAUGGAUACGGAACUUGAAACUUUGAGGGCCAACAUCAACUCCUUGAACUCUGUCAAGGGCUCGCUUUCCACCAUCAACCGCGAAUCUACCAACGAAACCAGGUCUACCGUACGUAAGUUUAUCAGUAGACAGGAUAAGAUCGAGGAAACACUCGACUCGAUCCACUCAAAGAUCUUGGAGGCCGUAAGAACCAUCAGCUUGAACAGUCAAUUGCCCAUCUCUGAUGCCGAAAGGGCCUGGUUCAAGGAAUUGAACUCUAUCACAGAGCAGGUGAAGGAUACAGCAAGUGCUACUGGUGACGGUGGAAGUGAAUCAGAAGAGAAGGAAUUGCAGAAACAGGUCAGACGCGUGUUGCAAGAGUAUGAGAACAGAGGACUCAGCAUCGAGCUGAAAUCGUCUGCAAACUCUGCCAAGGCUGUACAGCUCUUGGAAUGGCUCAAGAAAGAAGGGAAGUUGAUUAACUUGGCUAAGGCGAAGUUGGACAAGAAGUUACAACAAGUUGAAUUAGAGUAA